Messenger RNA from Pteropus alecto (black flying fox), 3387 nucleotides. RefSeq names its product poly(ADP-ribose) polymerase 1 (gene PARP1). The record is from RefSeq and is a predicted model, not a curated record. The transcript has 23 exons. NCBI's taxonomy places the organism in Eukaryota, Metazoa, Chordata, Mammalia, Chiroptera, Pteropodidae. Bases 180 to 3215 code for a protein of 1011 amino acids. Gene Ontology annotation, molecular function: NAD binding; zinc ion binding; NAD+ poly-ADP-ribosyltransferase activity. Gene Ontology annotation, cellular component: nucleus.
UCCGGGAGCGGCGGGUGGUCGGCGCGGCGUGCUCGGCGGCGGCUCUAGGCGUUCGGGUGCCUGCGGGGAACGGACUGACGGACGGACGCACGCACGCACGCGCGGGGCGGCGAGGCGACGGCGGCGGGUCUCCAGGUGGCGGCGUCGGGCUCUGGGAGCUGCAGCGGCACAAGGAGAGGAUGGCGGAGUCUUCGGACAAGCUCUACCGAGUCGAGUACGCCAAGAGUGGCCGCGCCUCCUGCAAGAAAUGCAGCGAGAGCAUCCCCAAGGACUCGCUCCGGAUGGCCAUCAUGGUGCAGUCUCCCAUGUUCGAUGGCAAGGUCCCACACUGGUACCACUUCUCCUGCUUCUGGAAGGUCGGCCACUCCAUCUGGCAGCCUGAUGUUGAGGUGGAUGGGUUCUCUGAGCUCCGGUGGGAUGACCAGCAGAAAGUUAAGAAGACUGCGGAGGCUGGAGGGGUGACAGGCAAAGGCCAAGAUGGCGUUGGCGGCAAGACGGAGAAGACACUGGGUGACUUUGCAGCGGAGUACGCCAAGUCCAACAGGAGCACGUGCAAGGGCUGCAUGGAGAAGAUAGAAAAGGGCCAGAUGCGUCUGUCCAAGAAGAUGCUGGACCCGGAGAAGCCCCAGCUGGGCAUGAUCGACCGCUGGUACCACCCGUCCUGCUUUGUUCAGAGCAGAGAGGAGCUGGGCUUCCGGCCCGAGUACAGCGCCAGCCAGCUCAAGGGCUUCAGCCUGCUCUCCCCCGAGGAUAAGGAAGCCCUGAAGAAGCAGCUCCCGGGAGUCAAGGGCGAAGGAAAGAGAAAAGGCGAUGAGGUGGACGGAAUGGACCAAGUGGCCAAGAAGAAAUCAAAAAAAGACAAGGAUAGUAAGCUCGAAAAGGCCCUCAAGGCCCAGAACGAGCUGAUCUGGAACAUCAAGGACGAGCUGAAGAAAGCAUGUUCCACAAACGACCUCAAAGAGCUGCUCAUCGCCAACCAGCAGCAGAUCCCCUCCGGGGAGUCGGCGAUCUUGGACCGAGUAGCCGAUGGCAUAGUGUUUGGAGCCCUCCUUCCUUGCGAGGACUGCUCAGGCCAGCUGGUCUUCAAGAGCGAUGCUUAUUACUGUACUGGGGAUGUCACCCCCUGGACCAAAUGUAUGGUCAAGACACAGACACCCAACCGGAAGGAGUGGGUGACUCCAAAGGAAUUCCGAGAAAUCUCUUACCUCAAGAAAUUGAAGGUCAAAAAGCAAGACCGUAUAUUCCCGCCAGACACCAGCGCCCCAGUGGUGGCAGCACCGCCGCCCGCCUCAGCCUCUGCGCCCAUGACCAUGAACUCAUCUGCCCCGCCAGAUAAGCCAUUGUCCAACAUGAAGAUCCUGACUCUUGGGAAACUGUCCCGGAACAAGGAGGAAGUGAAGGCCACAAUCGAGAAACUCGGGGGGAAGUUGACAGGGACGGUCAACAAGGCCUCCCUGUGCAUCAGUACCAAGAAGGAGGUAGAAAAAAUGAAUAAAAAGAUGGAGGAGGUAAAAGAAGGCAACAUUCGCGUCGUGUCUGAGGAUUUCCUCCAGGACGUUGCCGCCUCCACCAAGAGCCUUCAGGAGGUGCUUUCAGCCCACAUCUUGUCCCCCUGGGGUGCCGAGGUGAAGGCGGAGCCUGUCGAAGUUGUGGCCCCAAAAGGGAAGUCGGCUGCGGUCUCUAAGAAGAGCAAGGGCCCCAUCAAGGAGGAAGGAAUCAAUAAAUCUGAAAAGAAAAUGAAAUUAACUCUUAAAGGAGGAGCCGCUGUCGAUCCUGACUCUGGUCUGGAACACUCUGCACACGUCUUGGAGAAAGGCGGAAAGGUCUUCAGCGCCACCCUCGGCCUGGUGGACAUCGUUAAAGGAACCAACUCCUAUUACAAGCUGCAGCUCUUGGAGGAUGACAAAGAGAGCAGGUACUGGAUAUUCAGAUCCUGGGGCCGCGUGGGCACGACGAUCGGUAGUAACAAACUGGAGCAGGUGCCGUCCAGGGAGGAUGCCGUCGACCUCUUCAUAAAAUUGUAUGAAGAGAAAACUGGGAAUGCCUGGCUCUCCAAAAACUUCACAAAGUAUCCCAAAAAGUUCUACCCCCUGGAGAUUGACUAUGGCCAGGAUGAGGAGGCUGUAAAGAAGCUGACGGUGAACCCUGGCACCAAGUCCAAGCUCCCCAAGCCAGUGCAGGAGCUCAUUAAGAUGAUCUUUGAUGUGGAAAGUAUGAAGAAGGCCAUGGUGGAGUACGAGAUUGACCUCCAGAAGAUGCCCUUGGGGAAGUUGAGCAAAAGGCAGAUCCAGGCCGCAUACUCCAUCCUCAGCGAGGUCCAGCAGGCAGUGUCCCAGGGCAGCAGCGACGCCCAGAUCCUGGAUCUCUCGAAUCGCUUCUACACCUUGAUCCCCCACGACUUCGGGAUGAAGAAGCCUCCGCUCCUGAACAACGCAGACAGCGUGAAGGCCAAGGUGGAAAUGCUGGACAACCUGCUGGACAUCGAGGUGGCCUACAGUUUGCUCAGGGCUGGGUCUGAGGACAGCAGCAAGGACCCCAUCGACGUCAACUAUGAGAAGCUCAGAACCGACAUUCAGGUGGUGGACAGAGAUUCUGAGGAAGCUAAGAUCAUCAGGAAAUACGUCAAGAACACUCACGCGACCACACACAAUGCGUAUGACUUGAAAGUCAUCGAUAUCUUUAAGAUAGAGCGUGAAGGGGAGAGCCAGCGCUACAAGCCGUUCAAGCAGCUGCAUAACCGAAGGCUGCUGUGGCAUGGGUCCAGGACCACCAACUUUGCUGGAAUCCUGUCCCAGGGUCUCCGGAUCGCCCCACCUGAAGCGCCUGUGACUGGCUACAUGUUCGGUAAAGGGAUCUAUUUCGCCGACAUGGUCUCCAAGAGUGCCAACUACUGCCACGCGUUUCAGGGAGACCCAGUAGGCUUGAUCCUGUUGGGAGAGGUUGCCCUUGGAAACAUGUAUGAACUGAAGCAUGCUUCGCACAUCAGCAAGUUACCCAAGGGCAAGCACAGUGUCAAAGGUUUGGGCAAAACCACCCCUGACCCUUCAGCCAGCAUUACUCUGGACGGUGUAGAGGUUCCUCUCGGGACCGGGGUUCCGUCUGGCGUGAACGACACCUGUCUGCUGUAUAAUGAGUACAUCGUCUACGACAUUGCUCAGGUAAAUCUGAAGUACCUGCUGAAGCUGAAAUUCAAUUUCAAGACGUCCCUGUGGUGAACUGGGAGGUUCGGCUGAGUCGCAGCCCAGGGACACUGGCAUGAACUCGCCUGCUGUGCUUCACACUGACCUCCGCUGGGUUGCCGAGGGGUCAGGGGUCAUUCCUUCACUGGAUUUCCUCAGAAAGAUUUGAACUUUGGUCACAUGUUAAACGAUUUUUCCCAACUUUUCA